CCCUACUUUUAGAGAGAGAGAGAGUAAGAUUCUUUGCUGUCGCUAGUCUUCCCGCUGCCAUCCUCGUCCGUUCUCCGGCUCCGCACUAGGUUAGUCCUCUUCGGCCUUGCUCUUCCAUGUCUUCCCAAUCCUCAGUCUUUCGUCGGUCCGCGUCCGAACGCGACGCCGAGGGUUCUGUCACAGGCUCCGCCCAGGAAAGCGACUCCCGCUUGGCCUCCGUUGAGGAGAUAGUCGAGGCGGUUGAGAUCCCUCUUCAGUCCGAGCCUCGCAACCAGAGGCGCACUGCCCUGGAGGACUCGGGGAUCCGAGCGCGGAAAUGCACCCUCACGGCUGAGGAAUUUCGCAAGGCGAAGCGCUUGGCCUCGGCGCCGGGUGUGACCGUGCGUCGUCCCACCCCCGAGCAGUCAGUCUUUUAUGCUCCUUUGGGUUUCUUCGCUAUCCACCUCAAAUCCCUCGAGUACGGGUUUCGUUUCCCCCUCCAUCAGUUGGUCAUAGACUUUUUCCAACAUUUCGAUCUUCUCCCUUGCCAAGUCGUGCCCAAAUCCCAUCGUUACUUGGCCAGGUUCCUUAUCCGUUGCCAAAGGACCGGGGUUCGCCCCGAUCUGGCUCGCUUCCUGUUGCUCUUCCGGUUGGCGAAGUCAUCUGGUCGGGCGAACUCCAACUCGGGUUCGUACGCCUCUAUCUUCCAGAGGCAGGAGAGGCUUUUCAAGACGAGGAAGGACUCCGCCAAGAGUUGGAAGGGGAAGUUCAUCUUUGUUUCUCUCUCCUCGGGCUCCCCUCUUCGUAAAGAGCCCCUCAGUUGCUUUCGACGCCGCUCCGCGUGUGUCACCUCGGACAAGAUGCUCGAAGUAGAGACGCUCUGCCAAGGGGGGCCCUUUGAAGUCGGCUCGGUGGUGAGGAAUGAGGCACUGGCGGCACUCGGCUUCGUCUUCCUAUCCCUGGAGGAUACCCAGAGGAGCAUCGAAGAAGGCCCCUCAGGUGAAAUCAUGCUUUCCAGCGCCGAGCGGAUGAAGCUCAUGUUCCCGGACGUUCCGAGCGGCAACUCCCAGGCUCCUCCCUCGGGCGGCCGUCCCCCGACUCCCCCCGUGAAGCCGACAUCCGAGACGACACAAUAUGUCAAGGCGGCCUUCCCCGCUCGGGUCUCCUUCCUAGACCGGGAUUACGACCCGGAGACCUUCCCGCGCAACUUUACUCCUCCAACCGAUCGUGCCAAGCUAAAAGAUGUUGACCGGGAGACUCUGGCCUCAGAUACCUUCCAUGAGCUGGGCUCGGCGAUGAUGCACAUGGUCGACAUGAGUCAGCGGCUGCGCGCCAGUGAGGACGACCGGAGUAGGGCUUAUGUUGAGAUAGCCGACCUCAAUGAGGCCUUGAAGGCGGCCAAGGAGCAGGCUCGCCAGGCCGAGGAGCGGGCUCAGCAACUCGCGGAGGAGGCUGCUCGCAAAGCGCGCCAGGAGGCUCGCGAUCAAGACUUUGCCGAGUUCCUAGCAUCGGAUGCAUUUCAGGAGGAAGCCUUCACUCGUAUGAAUGAUUUGCUCAAGGCAUGGGGGCAGACUCCCGAGGGUAAGGCAUUUGCUCGCUCCGAAGGAACGUCGUGGUACAACCUCGGUCUAUUCCGAGCGCAGCAGGUCCUCUCAGAUUGGUUCCUCGCCGGGGAGGACUUCCCCGAGCCAUGCGACAAUCCUGAUGAGCUCGACACUUCCAUCUACUACCCGAAUGGCGGGAACUCAGCCGGCGAGCAGCCGAGUGCCGAUGAGAUGCGAGGGGAGACGCUUUCCUUUGGUAGCUAUUCCCUCGGGGGCUCUUCUGCCAUACCGACCAAAUCUGGGCCGAGCUCGACCCCGCCGCAUUCUCUACGGGAUUCUUGGGACUCGGACUCUGAGUUCGAGUCGGUGCACCCCGAUCCUUCUGCCAAGAUCCCGGGGUUCAUCUACUAUUCGUCGGAGGACGAGAGGACCCCCUCUCCGUCGGCUCCGCCGGUCCGUCGUGAGGUCGUCGCCCCUCCGGUUCCUGUCGCCCGCGGUGGCCGAGGUCGCCGCCCUCCGGCUCUUCCCGCAGCGAUCCCAAGCGAGAGUUCCGUGGCAUCCCACCACCCGAGCCGUUGCUCCCUUGAAGACCCAGGCUCGCCCAGCUAUGACGAGUCCACCGGGCACUCUGUCACCAGUCGGGCUCCUUCACCUUCUUACCCCCCACCUUGUCUUUGCGAGCGGGGGUGGAAUUGUGGCAUGCACUGAAGUCUACCCGUACUUUAAUUGCAUGGUGUUUAAUUGUUGUAAGGCGUUUGUGCCAUGUAUUUGCCCGUUUUCCGGGAUGAAUAAAAUUUGGAUUUGAUU
Molecule: messenger RNA, 2330 nt
Organism: Cuscuta campestris
Lineage: Eukaryota; Viridiplantae; Streptophyta; Magnoliopsida; Solanales; Convolvulaceae
Source: the annotation of a GenBank genome assembly